Molecule: messenger RNA, 2854 nt
Organism: Gastrolobium bilobum
Lineage: Eukaryota; Viridiplantae; Streptophyta; Magnoliopsida; Fabales; Fabaceae
Product: pentatricopeptide repeat-containing protein At2g35030, mitochondrial
Exons: 4
Coding region: 163-2049 (628 amino acids)
Biological process (GO): RNA modification
Molecular function (GO): RNA binding; protein binding
Source: RefSeq, a predicted model, not a curated record
UAAAAUCCUAAUCUAAUACACCUUGUAAAAUACGCUGUUUAUUAAGAUUUUAUCGGACAUGAUUCACCAGAGUACGAGGAUUAAUCAAAUUCACAGCCGUUAGGACCUAGAAAAUCAAUUUCUUAACCGAUUUCCGGUUUAGGUAUCAAUUAUCAUUGAAAGAUGAAGAAGAUAUAUCAUUUAUCAUUCACUUUGAUGCAAGUUCCCAAGCUCAACACACACCCACUAAGCAUCGUAAAUGGCUUCCCAUUGUUAAGGAAUCUUACAAUUAGGUUAACAUCCACCAUCAGUCUUCAUUUGGAAAUGAAACGAUGCAAUUUCUUCAUCUCAAGGCUUUGCAAGGAAGGGAAGAUCGAUGAUGCACGCAAGCUGUUUGAUGAAAUGGCUGAAAGGGACAUUGGUUUGUGGACUACAAUGAUAAGUGGGUAUAUUAAAUGUGGCAUGAUUAAGGAAGCUAGGAAGUUGUUUGAUAGAUUGGAUGCCAAGAAAAAUGUGGUUAUUUGGACAGCUAUGGUUAGUGGGUACAUUAAGUUCAACCAAAUUAAGGAAGCUGAGAGGUUGUUCUAUGAGAUGCCACUGAGGAAUGUUGUCUCUUGGAACACAAUGAUUGAUGGGUAUGCUCGAAAUGGCCAAACCCAGCUGGCUUUGGAUUUGUUUAGGAGAAUGCCAGAUAGGAAUGUAGUUUCUUGGAAUACAAUCAUAACGGCAUUGGCACAGUGUGGGAGAAUGGAGGAAGCACAAUGGCUUUUUAAUCAGAUGCAGGAAAGGGAUGUGGUUUCAUGGACUACCAUGGUUGCGGGUUUGUCAAAAAAUGGGAGAAUUGAUGAUGCUCGAGCACUUUUUGAUAGGAUGCCUGUUCGAAAUGUGGUUUCUUGGAAUGCAAUGAUCACAGGUUAUGCGCAAAAUAGGAGGUUGGAUGAGGCUCUAGAGUUGUUUGAGAGAAUGCCUGAAAGGGACAUGCCUUCAUGGAAUACAAUGAUCACGGGGUUCAUUCAGAAUGGGGACUUAAAUAGGGCAGAGAGGUUAUUUGAUGGAAUGCCAGAAAAGAAUGUCAUUACAUGGACUGCAAUGAUGACAGGGUAUGUGCAACAUGGCCUAAGUGAAGAAGCAUUGAAAAUAUUUAACAAAAUGCUAUAUAAUGAUGGAUUAAAACCCAACACCGGAACUUUUGUGACCGUGUUAGGUGCUUGUAGUGACUUAGCUGGUCUUACUGAGGGACAACAAAUUCAUCAAUUAAUAAGUAAAACAGUUUUUCAGGAUAGCCCAUAUGUGGUAUCAGCGCUGAUAAAUAUGUACUCAAAAUGUGGAGAGUUGCAUGUUGCUAGGAAGAUGUUUGAUGAUGGGAUAUUAAGCCAAAGGGAUUUGAUAUCUUGGAACGGUAUGAUUGCCGCUUAUGCACACCAUGGAUUUGGCAAGGAGGCAAUUAAUCUAUUUAAGGAAAUGCAAGAAUUAGGUUUCCAAGCUAAUGAUGUCACCUAUGUUGGACUUCUCACGGCUUGCAGUCAUGCUGGUUUAGUUGAGGAGGGGCUUAAAUUCUUUGAUGAGCUUCUGAAAAACAGAUCUAUACAAGUCAGAGAAGAUCACUAUGCAUGUUUGAUUGAUCUUUGUGGUCGGGCAGGAAGGCUGAAAGAAGCUUUCAAUAUCAUUGGGGGACUUGGGGAAGAGGCAUCAUUAUCUGUUUGGGGAGCGCUCCUUGCUGGAUGCAAUGUGCAUGGAGAUGCUGAUAUCGGGAAGCUUGUAGCAAAGAAAAUUUUGAAAAUUGAACCAGAGAAUGCAGGCACUUAUUUAUUACUUUCAAAUAUGUAUGCUUCAGUUGGGAAGUGGAAAGAAGCUGCUAACGUUAGGAUGAAAAUGAAGGAUAAGGGGUUAAAGAAGCAGCCAGGUUGUAGUUGGAUUGAAGUGGGCAAUACAGUGCAAGUAUUUGUAGUUGGUGAUAAGUCACAUUCUCAAUAUGAGCUGCUUGAGUACUUACUUCUUGAUCUACAUACAAACAUGAAGAAGGCUAGGGACAUGCCUGAUGAUGAUUUAUUAGUUGGUGUGCAAUUUUAGGAAUAUAAAGUCUGUGUUGGUCAAGGCUUGGAUUAUGCAGUGGAAUUGAAAUGUUGGAAAGUUUACUGGUGAUCAGGCACUUUUAGAAAGCUGAAGGAGCAACUGGCUUCUUAAAUUCCAUUGAUUGAUAAAAUAAUCAGUUUAUUAACUUUGCAUGUAGAUGGAUCUGGAGAACUUCCAGGUGGUGUAUCAAAUUGGAAUCAAGAGAAGCACAGUACACACUCAGCAAUGGCAAGUGGUUGGACUUGCAGCAGUCACCAGUCAAAUUCUCUAUUCUCCCUUGGUGUAGCCGUAACUUAACCAGAAGUCCAGAAGAGCCUCCAGCCCUCUGUGCAAUUUCCCUUACUGAUUUUCAUACCAAUUAGCUAGCACCACAUUUCCACCUUCAACAACAGAUAUUGUGGGUGGUCCAAAGGCUAUAAAUUAAGCAAGCAAAUGACUCCGAGAAACAGUUACACAUUGCUUGAUCCCACAAAAUAAUGAUAACUGAUGAGGAUGUCCAAAUGAUUUCAGCAGAGGAUCUGGCCAUAUUUGCUGAUUUGCAAAACCGUGGGAAGUUGACUCUAUUGUUAUUGGAUCUGCACCAAAGACAACCUUUUGAGCAUUCUAAUUUGUUCAACAACAAAAAAAGGUUCAAGGUUACGAUUUUCAUUUUACUUGAUACCAGUUUUCGAGAGAGUUCGUUUUUUAUAUUUGCUAAGACUCAAAUGUAUUGACAAUUUUUAUAGUUUAGUUUUACAAGAAUGCCUAAAAGAAUACAUUAGUCAAAGACAGAAUAAAAGGCCAAAAUGUAAGGAACUUUACU